AUGUCCACCCGUAAGAGAAAGCAAGAAGCCGAAGAAGAGGAAGAGCUCCAGGCGCUCCCUAGCGAUGAGAGCGAGGAGGAAGAAGAGUAUGAGGACUCAGAAGUAGGCGAGAGCGAAGGAGAAGAAGAAGGAAGUGAAGAGGAGAUUCCUUCCGAUGAAGAAGAGGAAGAGGAAGAAGAAGAACCUGCUGAAGACCAAGGCCCCCCUGCUCCCAAGAAACGCAAGACAGCAGCCGCUCCAGCUGAAGACGAAGAAGGUGAGGAAGAAGUAAAAGCAAACGGCAAAGAGGCUGGUGAAAACGGAGUCGGAGAGGACGACGAAGAAGAAGAGGAAGAAGAUGAAGGUGAAGAAGAAGCGCCCGAGGAGACAGCCAAAACCAGUGGCCCUGCUUCCUCUGCAGCCAAGGCCAAGGGUGACACUGUUCCAAAGGAACCUGAAGUCGACACUGGAGUCGAAGAGGAGAACGAGUGA
This is a messenger RNA of Aspergillus nomiae NRRL 13137, 471 nucleotides long. RefSeq lists its product as uncharacterized. The record is from RefSeq and is a predicted model, not a curated record. The transcript has 3 exons. The coding region runs from base 1 to 471 and encodes 156 amino acids. Lineage: Eukaryota; Fungi; Ascomycota; Eurotiomycetes; Eurotiales; Aspergillaceae.